GGAAGGACGAGCAGCGGGAGGCACGGGCUCUCUCUAGCAGGUGGCUGCAGCCAUGGAGAGGCUCUGUGCCGCCGCUGUCAAGGGCCAGACGGGCCCAGAGCGCCCAAGCCCCUUCAGUCAGCUGGUCUACACCAACAACGACUCUUACGUGAUUCACCAUGGGGAUCUCAGGAAGAUCCACAAAGCUGCCUCGGGCCAAGCCUGGAAGCUGGAGAGGAUGAUGAAGAAGACGACAAUGGACCUGAACAUAAGAGAUGCGAAGAAGAGGACUGCUCUACACUGGGUCUGUGCCAAUGGCCAUGCAGAAGUAGUAACACUUCUGGUAGAUAGAAAGUGCCAGCUUGAUGUCCUUGAUGGCGAAAACAGGACAACUCUGAUGAAGGCUCUGCAAUGCCAGAGGGAGGCUUGUGCAAAUAUUCUCAUAGAUUCUGGUGCUGAUCCAAAUAUUGUAGAUGUGUAUGGCAACACAGCUGUCCAUUAUGCUGUUAACAGUGAGAAUUUGUCAGUGGUGGCAAAAUUGCUGUCCUGUGGUGCAGACAUUGAAGUGAAGAACAAGGUAGACAUUAACCAAUGUUAUUUUCAAAAUAUUUGA
Gorilla gorilla gorilla (western lowland gorilla) is the source of this 592-nucleotide messenger RNA. RefSeq names its product putative ankyrin repeat domain-containing protein 30B-like. Gene Ontology annotation, molecular function: protein binding. Lineage: Eukaryota; Metazoa; Chordata; Mammalia; Primates; Hominidae. The record is from RefSeq and is a predicted model, not a curated record.